CUUCACCUUCCUAGAUGGAGACUAACUUGAGCGACUUGCGAGCCAACCAUCGUUGAAACACCUCAAGUUCUUGUAUUCUACUCUCCAAUCUACCCCUUAUCAUUAUACCUUCAAGUUUUCUUGUUCUCGAUCUCUCUUUUCUUUGUCCCUGUUGCCUUGAUUUCACAGAAACUGUGGAGAAGGCAGAAGAAGGAAUGAUGGGUUCUGAUCCAUUGAGUCAGAUAAAGCCAAUACCAAUCCCAACCCAAGAAGAAGAUCCUUCAAGCCAAUCCGCAGCUCUCCUUUCUUUCGACACUGAUUCUUCUUUAGACCCUUCAGCAAAUGAACAUCCUUCAAAGCCAAGGACCACUGUUGUCUUCAUUGCUUUAAUACUCCUCACUUGCAUUGCUCUUUCCGCUGCCUUUGCCUUUGCCUUCCUCUUUUACACUUCUUCCUCUUCAUCAUCUUCCUCUUCAGCUACAGCGCACAGCUUCUCUCGUCCUUUGAAGAAACUGGAAAAACCGGUGGUUCUUUUGGUUUCCUCUGAUGGAUUUCGAUUUGGGUACCAAUUCAAGACCUCAACACCGAACAUCCACCGUUUGAUUGUUAAUGGGACUGAAGCUGAGAUGGGUUUGAUUCCUGUUUUCCCUUCUCUUACUUUUCCUAAUCAUUACUCCAUAGUUACUGGCCUUUAUCCUGCUUAUCAUGGUAUUAUAAAUAACCAUUUUUUGGAUCCUAAAACUGGUGAGGUUUUCACUAUGGCAAGUCAUGAACCCAAGUGGUGGUUAGGUGAGCCUCUUUGGGAGACUGUGGUCAAUCAUGGGUUAAAGGCUGCUACCUUUUUUUGGCCUGGAAGUGAGGUAAAAAAGGGUUCUUGGAAUUGUCCUGAAAAGUUUUGUAUGGACUAUAAUGGUUCUGUUCCUUUUGACGAUAGAGUUGAUACUGUUUUAAGUUAUUUUGAUUUGCCUGCUAGUGAGAUUCCUGUGUUUAUGACAUUGUAUUUUGAGGAUCCUGACCAUCAGGGUCACCAGGUUGGACCUGAUGAUCCCGAGAUUACUGAGGCUGUUGCUAGAAUUGAUAGAAUGAUUGGGAGGUUGAUUGAUGGUUUAGAAAAAAGAGGGAUUUUUGAGGAUGUUACUAUAAUUAUGGUUGGAGACCAUGGGAUGGUUGGUACAUGCGAUAAAAAGCUGAUUUUCCUUGAUGAUUUGGCGUCUUGGAUUGAAAUUCCGGCCGAAUGGGUUCAGUCUUAUAGUCCGUUGCUUGCGAUUCGUCCACCUCCCGGUUAUGCACCGUCAGAUGUUGUUGCAAAGAUGAAAGAAGGAUUGGAAUCUGGGAAAGUUGAGAAUGGGAGGUAUCUGAAGGUUUAUCUUAAGGAGGAGCUACCUAGUCGGCUACAUUAUGCAGCUAGUGACCGGAUUCCUCCCAUAAUAGGGCUGAUUGAGGAGAGUUUUAAGGUGGAGCAGAAAAGGACUAAGCGAAAAGAGUGCGGAGGAUCACAUGGAUAUGACAAUGCUUUUUUCUCCAUGAGGUCCAUUUUUAUUGGUCAUGGUCCUCAAUUUGCAAGGGGGAAGAAGGUGCCAUCUUUUGAGAAUGUUCAUAUAUAUAACUUGGUAACAUCAAUUCUCAAGAUACAGGGUGCUCCCAAUAAUGGGUCUUCAGCAUUUCCUGUGUCUAUUCUUUUACCUAGCCAGUAAUAAUUAUCUCUUAAGCAUGUUUCGAGUGAUCCUAACUGCUGAAGUAUGGUGUAGAAGUUGGCAAGAUGACAACUGCAAGGCCAAAUGACUAUCUGUUCACCCAUGCAGAUAAUUUUGAAUGCAUAUAUCAGUGCCGUAGCCAGAAAAUAUAUUUAGUUGGGUUAUACUUUAAAAUGAUACGUUUAUGUUGGAAAAACUUGUAUGUCAAAUUCACUAGUUCUAAAUUUACAAAAAAUUAGUAUAUGGCCUUAUUUCGAUAAGUUAAAUACAAUGACAAUGAGAUAUUAUAUCAUGCCUAUAGUAUAAACUUCCAUAAGUUUUAUGGAUUAAGUUGGAGUUUUGUGCAAUGCAAUGACAAUGACAAUGAGCUGCAUGCACCAUGUCAUAUGGAAUUCAUGUUACUAUUUUAUGCAAUGCUGUUAUGAUGUUUUAAAAGUAUAGUUGAACUACAUCGCAGAAGAGCAAAGUAUUCUGGCAUUGUUCUCUCUGCUUCUGCCCCUUCCUUGGACAAGGCCUAGGUUGCUCAUCUAAUUUGGUGUCUUUCUUCUAGUACAUAUCUUGGAUCUUGGAAAUUGGAAUUCACAAUUAAACUAAACCAAAUAAUUUAGAAGCUAGUUGUUUCAAUGUAUGCGCUGUCUUGCAUGGAGACCAAAUUGCUAAGCUUCUUGAGCUUUGAUUUUAUUCUCCCUUGCAUCAUAUCUUUUCGUUUUGUGGGAUUAAUCGUAUCAUAAGAUUCUAAUAGCAAAACAUAUUCUAAUCUCCUCUGUAACUCUAAGCAGUUCCUUAUCAGGGCUCAGGCAAGGUUUUCAUGAUUUGCUACGUUCUUAUUGAAAAAAAAUGAAUAUUAAAUUGUGGGAUCUUCUUGGAAUUGAUGCUAUCUAGGAGUACAGAUUCUUUGACAUGGAAGUGGUUUCCUAAGAAUUUUUAUAAUGACAAAACUUGGAAUCUUUGAUUCUUUUGGGAUGCAAUUGGGUUUCCCCCUUUAUUUUACUUUAUUCUGCAUGAUUGACCUCUGUCAUUCCUGUGAAGAAUGAAGAAGAGUUACGGUACUGAUGUUUGUCGAUGAAACUCUCAGCAUAAUUGAUAAGGGCCAUUCAUAAUGUCUAUUGAUUUAUUGUUAAGUUCAGAGAAUCGUGAAAACAAGUUUUUUAAUAUUCAGUUCUUCUAUUUGCUUGGCUUAGGUCUUUUUGUGGUGAACUGAAAGCCAGAGCGAAUAGUAGUUAAAUAGCACUUUGAUAUUGAUAUAUUCUCUCAUUAGGAAGAUGUCAGAG
Durio zibethinus is the source of this 2944-nucleotide messenger RNA. NCBI's taxonomy places the organism in Eukaryota, Viridiplantae, Streptophyta, Magnoliopsida, Malvales, Malvaceae. The record is from RefSeq and is a predicted model, not a curated record.